CUGACGCCCACCCGCUCCCGCCCCGGGACCGGAGACAUAAAUGCCGACUGUGCGGUGAAGUUGCCAGCUGCCGAGUUUGCUGAGCUUUGCUGCGGCUGCGAGUUGAGAAAGCCCGGGCACUCUCUGGCGCUGGGACAUUUUGCUCACCGCCUUCCAGCCUCUCUCCUCCCGAACUCUUCCCGGCUGGGCCUGUGGCUUCGAAGUUUUGUUUUUUGUUUUUUCAUCUUUUCACAACCCACAAAAACCACUAGCUGCUGAGGCUUCAACGAGAUCAAGAUGUGGACCGCGCCAGUGUUGUUCUGGGUUUUGGGGAGCGUUUGGUUCUGGGACUCUGCGCAGGGAGGGACUAUAGGUGCAGCACUAGAAGAUGAUAUUGUGACCCCAGGUACAGAAGAUGGCAUGGUGAUCCCAGGUCUAGAAGACAGAGUAACAACCACAGGUGCUACGGGAGGACUGAACGAAUCUACUGGCAAGGCUCCUCUGGUACCUACACCCAGAGAGGGUGGGGAGAAGCCUCCCAUUGAGGAAUUGCCAACCGGGGGAACCUCGGACCAUGAUCACAAAGAGCAUGAGACGACCACCGCCAGAGUGGUGACAAGCCACUUCGCAGGCGGGAAAACAAGCCAUCCCGAUAGAGAUAAUGCAGAUGAUGAAACUCAGACAACAGAUAAGAAAGAUGGCUUGGCGGUAGUGACUCUAGUUGGAAUCAUAGUUGGAGUCUUGUUAGCCAUCGGCUUCGUCGGAGGGAUCAUCGUUGUAGUUAUGAGGAAGAUUUCUGGAAGGUUCUCGCCCUAAAGAGCUAAACAGAAGAAGUGGUUCUCCCAACACUUCUGAAAGUCACAGAGCUUCCAACUUGCCCUGUUCCCCAUCCUCUUCCAGUGGAGGAAGAUGACCCAUGGAAUGCCCACCCACCCCACUCACAGCCAUGGUGACUCCCCCCCCUCCUCCAGUUGCCAACAAUACCAAAGGAAAGAUACGGGACAAGCCAAGGUCCGAGAAGCAUCUGCCUUUGGCAAACAAAAGUUUUAGCAUAAAUGUUGUGAUCCACGAUUCAAAAGACAACAGGCUUAGAAAAUGGAGCAAAACGGAGACAGUAUCACCAGCUUUCGCAACUGUAACCAUGGGUUUGUUUGUCGUGGCCAGUCUCUGUUAUUCUUAAAAAGCAAAGGAGUCUGGUAAUGUUACAUCUCAGAGGCACGAGUUCUUUUGCAGUUGCUAAUCUGCCUGCAACUGCAGUUGAUACAUACACAUUUCAGCCUAGUCAGAAGCUUCCACUGAGCCUUCAGUUCUGGGAAGAUGGUUUGCUUUUUACAAGUCUUCAAACCGUCUCUAAGCCUCCGAUGACUUAAUGACCCAGAGGUGUGUCUCCUCCACUCUCCUUGGUGAUGGAAAGCCCAAGUUGAAGAGCCAGGUCCUCAUCUCCCAUGGACUCAAGCCCGCAGAUCAGCCACGUCUUUCUGGAUAAUGGAGAUCUCCUCCCAGAUGGUGAGAAUGCUGUUGGAUGUCACAAGAUGCCAGAGGCUCAGCCGCUGUAGAACCAAGAACAUUUCUGUCCUUAAGUGGAAGUGACUCCUGUGCCUGCUUUAGUAUAGGAAAUAAGACCGACCAGUUUGUAACACCUGCCUUCUGCUGCUCAGGAAAGACAAGGAAAGCAAAAAUAAUUUUGUAUCAUCUUAAUUGCUCUUAUGUGGUGGAUGUAAAAGUUUGAUGUUAAUAGAAGAUAUUUCCCAUCUUCGUGACAUAACACAUUCUUUCCGUGGGACUCAGUGUUGCUAGGACAGAGCUGUAGUGUCUUGGUCACCUGUGUUGGUACUCAAUACAGUGUAGACAUCUUUUCAAAUAAAACAUGAUUGUGUACAA
Messenger RNA from Apodemus sylvaticus (European woodmouse), 1860 nucleotides. RefSeq names its product podoplanin (gene Pdpn). Gene Ontology annotation, cellular component: basolateral plasma membrane; filopodium; lamellipodium. The transcript is spliced from 6 exons. Lineage: Eukaryota; Metazoa; Chordata; Mammalia; Rodentia; Muridae. The record is from RefSeq and is a predicted model, not a curated record. Bases 277 to 795 code for a protein of 172 amino acids. Gene Ontology annotation, molecular function: protein-folding chaperone binding; signaling receptor binding; chemokine binding. Gene Ontology annotation, biological process: positive regulation of platelet aggregation; positive regulation of cell migration; positive regulation of epithelial to mesenchymal transition.